GUAGAAACUGUAGCUUUUUGCAGGAAAUGGAUGUCAUCCAGAAACAGGAUGAAAACUGUUACUGCUAUGUGCAAAACAGAACCAUUCACUUACAGUACGUUUGGUCGACUCUUCAGGUAAAAGUUAACAGCAGAGAAAUGUUCAGGUUUGAGCCUAUUUCAGAAAAAAGCAACUGUCGUAAUUCAGAAACUGUUUUUGAAUUUGCUGCAUGUGCUGUUCAAAUCUUAUGGAAACCAGAGGCAUCUACAGAAACUUUCAUAAGCAUAAAACAAUAUGGAGAGGAUAUUUGUUUCAAAAUACAGCCCUUCAAAACCGAACCGUACACUGUGAGUGUGAAACGAGAAAUGCUAGAUGGAAAACUCUUGUUUUUGUUUGUAGCUGGAAUUUUUCUGUUCCAUUUUGCAAACAGCCUGAGCAGGAGUACCAAGUUCUUCUACCUUUCUGGAAUAAUACUGGGUGUUCUUGCUCUGCUAGUCUUUGUCCUGUUGACACUUAAAAGGUUUAUUCCAAGGCACAGUACCUUCUGGAUCUUAAUGACUGGCUGCUGGAUGUCCUCUCUCUAUUUUAUUUACUGCUUCAAAGAGAAUAUGCAGUGGUUGUGGUCUGAACACAGAAACUACUUGUUGGGGUACUUUCUGGCUGUUGGAAUUACCAGCUUUGCCACUUGCUAUCAGCAUGGACCGCUUACCACUGAACUGAGCAUAACCUUGUUCACAUGGACACUACAAUUAACAGCCUUUGUCUUGAUUUAUUGUGGUGUUACCAUACCUCAAGUUGCGUAUGCAGUAAUAGCAGUCAGCCUCUGUUCAAAAGGCCUGUGUUACCCCCUUGGUGCUGCUUGUCACGUAGGCAGAAAAAUGAAGAACCACUUUAAAUCAAAAAAGUUAGUGUUUAAAUGCCUUACUGAAGAGGAGUAUCAAGAACAAGGUGAAAGAGAAACUAUCAGAGCUCUGGAGGAGCUACGCUCAUUCUGCAGGAACCCUGACUUCCCAUCAUGGUUAGCUGUAUCCAAACUCCAGUCCCCACGUAGGUUUGCAGGUUUUGUUCUGGGAUCUCCCCACGUCUCACCUGCAGAAACAAAGGCGCAUGAUGAGGAAUACGGCAUUGGGAGCUUCUUCCUAGAAGAUCAGCUCUUUGAGACAAGGGCAGAAUCUGAGCAAGAUGAUCCAGCCAGUUCCAUCAAUGGAGGAGAUGAGGAGGAUGAAGAUGAAAUGCAUAAACAAAUUUCAUUUCCAUAUGCUACUGAGUUGCUCUGA
Molecule: messenger RNA, 1256 nt
Organism: Fulmarus glacialis (Northern fulmar)
Lineage: Eukaryota; Metazoa; Chordata; Aves; Procellariiformes; Procellariidae
Gene: NEMP2
Product: transmembrane protein 194B
Exons: 8
Cellular component (GO): nuclear envelope
Source: RefSeq, a predicted model, not a curated record